Messenger RNA from Candidula unifasciata, 3258 nucleotides. Lineage: Eukaryota; Metazoa; Mollusca; Gastropoda; Stylommatophora; Geomitridae. The record is from the annotation of a GenBank genome assembly.
AUGAGUUUCAAAAAAGGAUUUGGUAAAUCGGCACCAUCCUCUGCCCCAAAGCCAGGCACUGGCAUCUCUCUGUCUGGUUUUAGCUUUAAACAGCUGGAAGAAGAUGAAGAAGAUGAAGACCUGACAGCUUUCACUGGAAAAUAUGAAAAACUAGUAGAGGAAUCACAAAAAGCACAGAAGAAAAGCCAUGAGCGCACACCUUCUAAUUCUUCUGUUUCAUCAACAUCCUCAGUUCCAGGCGAGAUAAAAGCUUUAGAAAAGAUCACAUCUGAGGGGUUAACUGAAGGUGCAAAGCUCCCGUUGAAGCCUGCUUAUUCCCUACCUAUAGAAACAACAAGCUCGCCAAUCAGAACAGCGGCCAGAGCAAAAUUUGAAACAUCCAAAGAAUUAUUCUCGGGUUUGAAAGGGAGAAUUACUGAUAAAAUUUCCAGGACAAUUGAAGAGUUCUCUGGUGAAUCCAGUUCUAGUCCAAGUCCAGAGAAGGAAGCAGCUAAACCAAUUGGAUUACACAGAAGCAGUAGCUUUGGACCAGUACAGAAAGAAACUGUCACACUUCUGCAUUCCUCUCCGCCUAGUUCAGAAACAUCCUGUGUGUCAGAACAAAUCAGCACUAUUAAAAAUGAAUUUAAUGAGAAGCUACCACUAUCAUCUUCUACAGUAGAUUCAGAGACCCUGAAAGAAGAGAGCUUUUCUGUAAAGGAAGAGCUGAUACUUUCACCUGCAAUAGUACAAUCUUACUCUGCAUCAGUUAAAGAGACAGUUUUCAACCUUCCUUCUGAAGUCUCAGUAGAGGACCAUCCGUUAGCUAAAAUUGACCUUGAUGAUGACUUUGAGGAUGUGAUAGAACCUUCAGAUAUUGAAUCUUACGCUAGGAACCGACAAGGCAGUGGCCGUGUUAGUUCUGAAUUUUAUGACCCCCAAGAUGAAGAAACAAAUUCUAAAAUCCUAGUAUUUGAGGAGCAUUUCACCAGUGAUCCAAUUGAAGAUUUCACUGGUCAUCCUGCUUUUUUGACAAGCACACAGUUGAAGCCCCGCUCUAAACUAAAGCGCCUUAUCAAGAAAAAAGAGCCUAAAACAUCUGCUGUCGCUACAAUGUCUGGUUUACAUUACACUCCGGAUGAAGAAAUUGUUUCUUCAUUUGAAAGUAAACCCCUAGAACCACCACCUCAGGAAGCAGAAAAAGAAAGUAUUAACUCUCUUAGUAUAGAUACAUCCUGUGCAGUUGUCUCUGAGCCAACAAGUCGUACAAUUUUACGGCAGUUUAGUUCUGAAAGUCGAGGACUACCAUAUCAGAAACUGUGUACUGUAGCAGUUGUUUUGUUCGCCUAUUUUAUAGUUCCUUUGCCUUCAUAUCUUUCUGGAUUUAUAAUGGGUGUGCUGUUGGCAUCGCUAGGCUGGGCUCUGUAUAUGUGGCUAAUGGAGCCACCUCGGAUACCCGAACCUAUUCUACUGCUACCUAUAGAAGAUGAACCACCCCCUGUGCCUGAGAUGAAAGUCACCACUGAAGGAGAGGAGUUUUUGUACAAGGGCUGGAUGAAUGAGCUGACAGACUAUAUUCCUGAUGAUUACCACAUCAACAAAACACACUGUGUGUUUGUCAGCUUGGAAGGCUCACAUCUGCGCCUGCAGAGACCUAAAAAUCCAAUACCAAAACGUGCCAUGUGGGACGAGGUUCUUCCAAAACCACAGUUCAUACACCAGCGGCACUAUGACUUGCCUGGAUCCACCGUCUACCUGCUACCAAGGGGGCUGGUCAAGAAAAGAAUCUGGAGCAAAAAAUAUCCAAUCUGCAUUGCCCUGGCCAAUAAAGGUUCCUCACAUGAUGAUGUAAAAGUAAAGCAUGUUUCUUCUGAGCCAGUUAUGGGAGGGAAGAAGGAGAAACUGUCUGAUAUGGGCUUUGAGAUUGUAACAGAGGAGAAGUGUGAUUACAAUGUUCUUUAUUUGUUUGCUCGGACUGGCAGAGAAAAGGAAGAAUGGUUUAAACGGUUUGCUGCUGCUGCUGUGGGGAAACCCUUAGGCAGCCAUGUUUUGGAUAUGAAACGGGCUGUGUCACAGAGCAUUGCAACUCCAAAGAAAAACUCUGAGAGUAUGGCAAGACACAAACGAGAGGGGUCGGCAGAAUCUGUUAGCUCCACCACAUCACUCACAGACAUCCCAUCAGAACAUACCACCCAGAAGGAAACAGAGACAGUAGAUCUGCUCACAUUUGCACAUUACAUGGGUCGCUUGAUGCCAGCUGGUUCACUUUCUUGUGCACCAAGUCCUACCCACACAUCGUCCAGCAAAGAUCUUGUCAAGGACCCCCUUACCAAGGAAACAAGCAAGAGCUCUAACAGUAAAGAUCUAGAAGAGGCUAAACUGUUUAAUCCCAGUGGACCCAUCAUUUGUGACAGUCAGUUGUUCUGGAUCAAUGCCUUGAUUGGUCGUUGUUUCUUUGACUUUCUGCGCGACAAAUGGUGGAUUGGGAAAGUCACAGAAAAGCUGCAACGGAAGCUUAGCAAAAUACAUGUACCUUACUUCAUUGAAGAGCUCCAAGUGACAGAUAUCAACAUGGGCUAUGAAAUCCCAGGAAUCCGACAUGCUGGCAAACCAUAUAUUGAUGAGCGAGGAUUCUGGAUUGACCUUAGUAUAACUUACUCUGGAGGAUUUCAGAUGACGAUUGAAACUAAGAUGAACCUGAUGAAGUUGAAGAAGACACCACACACGUCAACUCAUGCAGGUCAUUCUGUAGACAGUGCUAAGUCACCAAUAACCGACUCAGAUGAAGAGGACAGUGCAGAGUCUUCUACUGAUGAAGAGGAGGAGACUCCCUCAAAUACAGAAGACAGUGCCUCAGGUGGAGGAGCCAGCAAGAAACUGCUGCGUUACCUCAACAAAAUUACCCAGUCCAGAUACUUUCAACAAGCCACAGAAUACAAGGUGAUCAAACGUGCCAUGGAGAACGUGUCCAACACACCCUUGACCCUGACAGUCACAGUCAACAGCUUGGUGGGCAAGCUUGCUCUCAAUAUUCCUCCACCACCAUCAGACCGGUUAUGGUACGGUUUCCGUGGAAAUCCACACCUACGUCUUUCAGCAAAACCUCAAGUUGGAGAACGUGCUGUGACAAUAACUCAUGUGGUUGAGUGGAUUGAGAAAAAACUGGCUGUUGAGUUUCAAAGAGUGUUUGUGAUGCCAAAUAUGGAUGACCUAGUGAUUCCCAUACUGGUGCCUGGGGAAGUCAAUGGGGUGCAACUGUCUCAUUCAGUUUCAUUAUAG